AUUUCUAAUUAAAGCAUUAUUUUUUGUGCCUUUUUUAUAUUUUUUUUUUCCACAUUUUCACAGUUUGAUUGCAAUUUUAAUAAGUAAUGUUUUAAUCCAGUAUAUAAGACUGCCCUGUUUCUUUCCUUUUCACUUGUAAUCAUGAGUUCAAACGUGCUUUGUUUACACUGCUCGCGUCUUGUUGCAAAUCAUCAUCAAGCAAUUGAUUGUGAUUCUUGCGGAGGAUGGCAACAUCGUGCUUGUAACACUGGUAUAUCCAGGUACAUGUAUGCCAAGAUGCGCCGUGGCGAAGUGACCAGAGAUUUCAUUUGUGAAAAAUGCGCGCACAAUCAGACACCCAUGGACACAUCUGAUACCAGUGUUGGUGACAUGCUCCUACAAAUACCGCCUAUGGAAGAUUCUACUCAGUCCUUAGAUGGCCUAACAGCCGAUACACACUCUAUGAGAACAGAGCCUGAGACUGAAGAUGACUCGUUUAAUGUGACGGCUCCCUUCACCAGACCACAGGAGUUAGAAGAAAGUGCUUUGGCAGAGCCUAAUCCAACUUCGUCCUUCGUUGAGGAAGCUGAAACAACAUAUGAGGUCGUUGAUGGUGGUUCUUCAAAGGGAAAGAGUGUCCUCCUUGAAAGUACAGGUUUUAGCUACACACAAAAGAGACAGAGGGGUAAUAUUGUGUAUUGGUGGUGUUCACAACGUACCAAGACCAGGAGAUGUCCGGCUACGGUGAUUCAACGUGAUGACAACUUCCGAGGAGGCUUACACAGACACGACCAUCCAGCUGACCUUGGUCUCCGACAUAAGACUCUUCUUACCAAAAAGGUGAAAACAGAUGCCAAGCAGCAACCGUUCGUGUCAGCAAAGGCAGUUGUUGAGGAUGCCUACAAGGAUCUUCGUGCCGAAGAUUUCAACCUUCCAGAUGAGGGUCUUCUUGUUAGACGAGCAAACCGCCAUCGCCAGAAGACAAGACCUCCAGAGCCACGUAGAGAAGACUUCCAGCUGGUAGAGGAAGCCCUUCCAGAUGGAUAUCUUUGCUGUGAUUUGACUGUAGAUGGAGCCAGGCACAUCAUUUUCGCAACCAACACACAACUGGAUGUCCUCCAAAAGGCCAAGCGAUGGUAUGUGGAUGGUACGUUCAAGGUGCUGAGGAGCAGGGACACUUUUGAACAGCUUUACAGUAUCCACGCCUUCCUGAAGAAUGAUGAGGGGGAAACAAAACAAGUUCCAUUGGUAUUCAUCUUCAUGAGUCGUAAGAGGAAGAAGGAUUAUAAGAAGGUGUUUAAGAAAGUGAAAGCUCUGACUACACCAAACAAAGUUGAGGGCUUUGUGCUGGAUUUUGAGGCAGCAGCGUGGUCGGCUAUCAGACGUGUAUUUCCAGAUGUGAAGAUCUCAGGGUGUGCUUACCACUGGUCACGGGCAGUCUGGAGAAAAGUUCAGAAUCUAGGUUUGACUGGAGCCUACAUGCAAGAUGAGGGUACUCACUGGUUCAUUAGGAAGAUACUCGCCCUACCACUUAUACCAGCUGAACAUGCUGCACCAGCCUUCGAGCACAUUCAACGAAAGGGAACACCACCUCUACAGCCUCUUCUCGAGUAUGUACAAUCAACCUGGUUCAAUGGAUUCUGGUCACCAGAAGAAUGGUCUGUCUAUGGACAGUCCAUUCGCACCAACAAUGACUGCGAAGGAUGGCACCGCAGAUCCCAGUAGGCAUUUGACGUCGGUUAGACGUCGUAUAGACGUCGGACCCCGACGUCGGAUUAACGUUGGAUUUUGGUUGGAUUUGCAAACCGUUUAGACGUCGGAUCCCGACGUUGGCUAGACGUCGCAAUCCGACCAUUUUCCAACCAAACUCUAACCACUUUCCAACCAAAAUCUGACCAAAUUUUCAACA
Molecule: messenger RNA, 1888 nt
Organism: Mercenaria mercenaria
Lineage: Eukaryota; Metazoa; Mollusca; Bivalvia; Venerida; Veneridae
Exons: 8
Coding region: 142-1704 (520 amino acids)
Source: RefSeq, a predicted model, not a curated record